CUGAAUCCCUUUCCACAGGAGUCUGUCACAGCACGUUAGUAGCAGCCACCAUCCUAACUACAUUUUUUUUUUUGAAAGUAGGCCAAUCAUUGGAUAUAAUCAGAGGCAAUAUUAUACAAUCAACUUUAACUAGAUAUGGAUGCUAGGGGACUGAUGGUCAUGCCACUUCAAGCCUCAAUGUUGCUUGUAGGAAUAUUUUUCCUGUGUUUGACUGGUGUACAAUGUGGAUACCAUGUGACAUAUUCACGCUCAAGUGUCUGUGGUUUUAACGGGGCAUUAGUGGUCCUGCCCUGCAGAUUUGAAUAUUAUGGGAUUGGUUUCUAUCUCAGAGGAGAGUGGUAUGAAGAACGCAGUGGGAGUGUAAGAAAAUAUUCAAAUAAAUAUCCUGACUGCAGCCUGAACAUAGACACACUUUCACACGCACACUCUGGUGUUUAUCACUUCCGGUUUUACACAAGCCUACACAAGAGCUGGAUAACAGGCACAUCAGGGGUCACUCUCUCUGUCACAGACCUGCAGGUGAAGGGGGAUAUUGUUACAUGGAAACAAAAUCAGAUUAAAGUGACCUGUAGCACCACAUGCAGGUCAUCAUACCACCCUCAGUAUGUCUGGUACAAGAACGGACAGCUCCUACAAGACAAAACCACAUCCUCCAUACUACUGGACUCAUCUAGACCUUCUGAAGUUGGCAGCUACUCCUGUGCUGUAAGAGAUCAUGAGGCUCAGCGCUCCCCUGCAGUGUGUGUCCCCAAAAAACAAUGUUGGGGUGUGACCUACUCAUCAACUGGUAUAUGUGUGUUAUUGAAUUCAUCAGUGGAUAUUCCCUGCACUUACAAAUAUCCCCAAGAUCACGGAAUCAAGACAGCAUUCUGGUUCAACAAACAAUCCCACUUACAACCUGAAGACGUACGCCUGGCCGAAGAGUACAAGAAUCAUGUGGAGUAUUUUGGAAACAAAGAGAAUAAUUGUAUUUUAAGACUGAAAGACAUCAGAGAGAGUCACUCUGGAGAAUAUGCCUUCAGGUUUACAACAGAACAGGGAGAGGGUUACUCAGCAUUACCAGGAGUCACCAUCACUGUUACAAAUCUGCAAGUGUUGAUAACUCCAGAAUCAGUGAAAGAGGGAGACAGAGUGUCUCUCACCUGUGAUACUACCUGCAUUCUGACCAACCCCACCUUCAUCUGGUACAAGAAUGGGCAGCCUGUGACCUAUAAACACACAACCAGAGACAACAAGCUGCAUCUAGACCCAGUCAGCAGUGAGGAUGCAGGCAAUUACUCCUGUGCUGUAAAAGGACAUGAGAGUCUCUCCUCAACUGCUGUGUUUCUCAACAUCAGAUACUCACCGAGGAAUGUCUCUGUGUCUAUCAGUCCCGGUGGAAUAAAGGCAGGCAGUCCAGUGAUUCUGACCUGCAGCAGUGAUGCCAACCCACCAGUGCACAACUACACCUGGUACAUGAAGAGUGGAGCUGAAUCUCUUGUUAGGGGCACAGGGGAGAGCAUCAGCUUCAAUCUGACCUCUGAUACCAGUGGACUUUACUACUGUGAGGCACACAAUGAAGAAGGCUCUCAGAUCUCUACUGAUGCUGCAGUUCCUACAGAGGAAUGUGCAACUUCCAUGGCAACAAAAUCAGGAAUGAUGAUAACUAAAGUGAUUCUAAUCAGCAUCCUGGUGGUUGCAACUGUGUCAAUCAGCAUUUACAAAGUCACACGAACAAACAGGACUACAAGAACAAUGAGACAGGGGGUUGAUUCUGAUGCUCACGAUGACUCAUACCCCAGGAGCACACCCCCUGACACUCUGCAAAAUGUGAGGAGUGUGAGUGACACAUACAUGCCUCUCCAGAGAAGAACUCAGUCCUCGUAUGAGACUCUGCAGAGAAGAGAGCCGCCCUCUGCAGAGAUGGAGCUCAAGGAUCUCAGGAUGAAAUUGCAUCACAAACCAUGAUGCCUAGACACUUUACUUACUGCUGUUACAGCUGCAUUAUUAUUAAAUUGUAGCUGUUUUCAUGUUUCCUUUCAAACUAGUUAACGCUCUUUCUACACUUGUCAUAGCGGCAAUUAUGCGUUUAGAAUAAGG
This is a messenger RNA of Alosa sapidissima (American shad), 2079 nucleotides long. Its product is annotated as B-cell receptor CD22-like. NCBI's taxonomy places the organism in Eukaryota, Metazoa, Chordata, Actinopteri, Clupeiformes, Clupeidae. Bases 136 to 1947 code for a protein of 603 amino acids. The transcript has 11 exons. The record is from RefSeq and is a predicted model, not a curated record.